AUGCAAGGAGGCUACUAUCAAAGCUACCAGAAUGGCUUUUAUGGUACUUCCGCCCCUGUAAUCGCUGCAGGCGGCGGCGGCAUUGGCCUGAUGGGCGUCGGAUACAACCCAGCUCCAAUGCCAAAUGGCGCCGGCGGAUUGUCACCAAACGUGCCCUACAUGGCCAAUCAGCAGCAGCCGGUAUCACAUCAACGAUCAAACUCAUCGCCAAACAAUCUAUCACCGGCAGCUGUCAUCAUGGUACAACAGCAACAGCAACAACAGCAACAGCAGCAGCAGCAACAGCAACCUCCUCCACAGCCACAGCCACAGCAGCACAAGUCCCCUCCCUAUCAACACAAGAAUCCAAUGCACAAUCGAAUGCAUCAGCACCAGCGAAACAGCUCCACGGACAACAACACCAACGUUGCCGUUGUGGCCGACACAUCACUCCAGGUUGGAACAUACGAGGACUUGACAUGGGAGGAGAUCUAUCUCUGCUAUCACCACUUCAACUCGAUCGACACUGAGGGCCGAGGCGUCAUCACCACGUUCCCCCAGCUCAUCCAGUACAUCUCGCAGCUGUACCCAAUCGCGACUCCACCCACAUCCCAAUUCCUCUUCUCGAUCGGAUUGUUGUUCCCUGGCGCACUGCCCACACAGCAGGGCGUCAACGUGCCGCUGUGCAUGUCGCUCAAGCAUCUGAUAUUCGCGUACUCGCACUCGAAAUCACUGCUCAACAGCAACACGGCCACAUCGCUCGCCAGGAAGUUCUCACCACAACAGGCAUUGUACAUGAUCGAGGUGUUUAACUCUGUCAAGGACAAGAACGGAGGAGUACCAACACAGAAACUAGCAUUGUUUGGCGCUGAUCGAUCAAAGUUGCCCGCCACUACCCUUCCCUUCCAUGAAUUUGUACAAUAUAUAGGACUUAACUUUAUACCAUUCGAAAACCUCUAUAAACUGCAACAAUCACCAACGAUCGAACCACAAGCAUUCAUACAGGAGGUUGAGGACUUUGAAACAGACUUAUUCUUUACGACCGCCACCAAUAAUAAUAGUGGAUUCAAGAACAAUCCAAAUAACAACCUAGUCAACAACAACAAUAAUAACAAUAAUAAUAAUAUAGUAGUAGUCAAUCCAAAUAACCUGCAGCAACAACAACAACAACAACAACAGCAGCAGCAGGGUAACUUUAUAAAUAUAGUCAACUAUAACAAUGGCGGUCCGAACCCAUUCAACAACAAUAUAACAGCAGCCAACUUUAAUAAUAAUAUAGUCAACUACAGUCCCAACAACAACAUCCCUAAUAAUAUAGUACCAUCAAACAACAUAUCACCUUAUCAGAACAACGCGAAUAACUACAACAACAACAACUUUAACAACAACAACAAUCCGAACAAUGUAUACAACAACAACAACCAAAACAACAACAACAACAACCUGAAUCAGAUGAACAACAACGGUGGCGGUGGUGUUCUGAAGACCAGUGGCAACAGCGCAGUUAUCAAUCACAACAAUCAGUCUGCAUUCUCGGACAUUGAGAUACAGUUUUCAGAAUUGCUGAUACAGACCAAGUUGGGCGAAGGUACAUUCGGUGUCGUCUACAAGGGCACGUGGCGAGGCAGUACCGUCGCCAUCAAGCAGAUCAAGAUCAACGAGGAUGUCACCACGCAGGUGCUCGACGAGUUUAGGAAGGAGCUGACCAUUCUGAGCAAGCUGCGUCAUCCAAACAUCGUACUGCUGAUGGCCGCCUGCACCGUGCCGCCCAACCUCUGCUUCGUCACCGAGUUCCUCAACGGUGGCUCGCUCUACGACAUCUUGCACUCAAAGAAGAUCCGCAUGAACAUGCCCCUCUACAAGAAGCUGGCAAUUCAGAUUGCACAGGGAAUGAACUAUCUGCACCUGAGCGGCGUCAUUCACCGCGACAUCAAGUCUCUGAACCUGCUGCUUGACGACAACAUGAACGUCAAGAUAUGCGACUUUGGUCUGUCUAGGCUCAAGUCCAAAUCGACGGCGAUGACAAAGUCGAUUGGAUCACCUAUAUGGAUGGCGCCCGAGCUGCUCGUUGGUGACGACUAUACAGAGAAGGUGGACGUCUACGCAUUCGGUAUCAUCUUGUGGGAGCUUGGUACCGGCGAACUCCCCUACUCUGGUCUUGACUCUGUUCAGUUGGCAUUGGCCGUAUCGACCAAGGGUUUGAGGCCGACCAUCCCAUCGGCUUGGCCAUCAAUGCUUAACCAGCUGAUUCAAUCAUGUUGGAAUCACGAGCCAUCACAGAGGCCAUCGUUCACUCAAAUCCUGUCCAUAUUGGAGAAGAUGCCAGUAUAG
Molecule: messenger RNA, 2310 nt
Organism: Acytostelium subglobosum LB1
Lineage: Eukaryota; Evosea; Eumycetozoa; Acytosteliales; Acytosteliaceae
Exons: 2
Coding region: 1-2310 (769 amino acids)
Biological process (GO): protein phosphorylation
Molecular function (GO): protein kinase activity; ATP binding
Source: RefSeq, a predicted model, not a curated record